AUGAGCGCUCAACGACCAGUAAGAGCCCCUAUACCAACCCGUAACCCAGCGGAGAACUUCUUCAGGCCGCCGCGAAAAGCGCCAUGGUCCUUCUACGCCAUCGCAUGCGCUGUGGGUUUCACCAUCGGGGCAUCACUGGAGUUUGGGAUGAUUAAGAGUGGUUAUUACGACAUUAUGCGUUACUCAGAAGCACGGAAAACGGCAACAGAGCGUAUGGAGCUUGAAUCGGCGCUGAAGCAGCUGGAGGAGUUGGAGCGGGAGGGGAAGGCACGAAAUUCCACGCCUGCGGUUUAA
Fimicolochytrium jonesii is the source of this 294-nucleotide messenger RNA. RefSeq lists its product as uncharacterized. The record is from RefSeq and is a predicted model, not a curated record. The transcript is spliced from 3 exons. The coding region runs from base 1 to 294 and encodes 97 amino acids. Lineage: Eukaryota; Fungi; Chytridiomycota; Chytridiomycetes; Spizellomycetales; Powellomycetaceae.